This is a messenger RNA of Rhincodon typus (whale shark), 2197 nucleotides long. RefSeq names its product nodal-like. The record is from RefSeq and is a predicted model, not a curated record. Gene Ontology annotation, cellular component: extracellular region. Lineage: Eukaryota; Metazoa; Chordata; Chondrichthyes; Orectolobiformes; Rhincodontidae. Gene Ontology annotation, molecular function: cytokine activity; growth factor activity; type I activin receptor binding. Gene Ontology annotation, biological process: BMP signaling pathway; SMAD protein signal transduction. The transcript is spliced from 3 exons. Bases 37 to 1290 code for a protein of 417 amino acids.
ACACACACACUGGGGCUGUCUCUUGUAUCCGGAGAAAUGCAAUUCCCAAUCCUGCUCGCAUUGCUUUCCAUCUCAAUGGUCCGGGCCAAUCCAACAGGCAAGUGGCCCUGGCGUGUGCUGGAGAGCAAACCGGGCCCCCCGGUCAGUUUCAGGGAGGUGGCUGCCUUUAUCAAGCGCCUGGAGGCACGCAACAUUAGCCUGAGCCUGCCCUCGCACAUGCUCAGCCUGUACCGCAGUUACAGCUCGGGCAAUUACAGCGGCCUUUUGGCUCACGAACGGCCCGUGUUACCGGAGGCGGACACCGUGCGGAGCCUGGUGGCAAAAAGUUUCCAUCACAAUGGAAGCCGGUGGAUUGUCACCUUUGACAUGUCCAUGCUCGCAGCCAAUGAGAAGCUUCAAUUUGCCGAGUUGAGGAUCAGUGUGCCUGCCUUUGCGGAGUCCUGCUCUCUCCUGGAGCUCCAUCACCAAUCGGAGUAUCCAUGUGGACCAGCUACCUGUCAGGACCAGCUCUUCUUGGGCUCCUUCCCUCCUGCCUCAGUGCUGGAGGAUGCUGAGGGCUGUGCCAUUUACAAUGUCACCAACAUCCUGAGGCACUGGAUCAACCGCAGAAAGCCCAGAGGCAGGGGCAGGCUCACUGGACUCCAGUGGCCAGAGAGCCCAGUCUGCAGAAGCAAGAGGUCCCUCCCCUCCACCAGAACUGACAGCAAGACAGAGACCAAGGAGACAGCACUGCUGCUGGUGUUUUCCCAGAGACCUGAGCAGAGCUGCUCAAAGAGUUCCUCACUGCUGAAAGACGCCAAUAGCUCCAAACAUGUGCGGAAGCCCCGAAAGAGAAAGGGAUGCUGGCUGAAGCUGAAGGGCCAGGUGGUACGGCAACAAAAGAGGACUUGUGGCAGAGGGCAUAGGAAGGGUAGGGCUGAACACAGCAGAACCCCUAUUCGACGCCAUCCCCGGCAUCACGGUAGGGAUGGCAAACUGAUCCGAUGCCGGAGAAUCGAUUUUCAGGUCAAAUUCGAUAAGAUCGGUUGGGGUGCCUGGGUUAUCUUUCCAAAGAUGUAUAAUGCUUUCCGCUGUGAAGGAGAAUGCCCAUCACCAUCUGGGGAGAAUGCCAAACCCUCCAACCAUGCUUACAUGCAGAGUCUGCUCAAAUUCCAUCGCCCCACACUGGUGCCUGCCCCUUGCUGUGUUCCCAUCAAAAUGAGUCCUAUGAGUAUGCUGUACAAGGAAAACGGUGAGGUGGUGUUGCGUCAUCACGAGAACAUGGUCGUACAAGAAUGUGGCUGCCGCUGAUGAACUUACCUGCUUUCAUUUCACCAGUGUUAAGAAAUCAACAAGGGUAGUGAUGUACGCUGGGUCUCUGCUCUGCUGUGAUGCCUCGUACAGUUGAACUGCCAAAUAGCCAAAUCUGGGCUUGGAGUGGUGUGAAGGUUGAAGACUGAAACAAUUUCUGUUGGAAGUGCCAGUAUGUGAACAGAUUUUGACUGAACCGUGAUGAUUCCAGCAGACAAUUAGACAUUGGAGGAUGCCUGAUGAUACUAAUUCUCAGGAAAGAGACCAUGCCUCCAUAAAUGUAGGGCAUGGAUAGCAGGAAAGGGGAUGGAACAGAAAGGUAGAAACAUGUACGAUUGUGAGAUACUGUAAAUGAUCAAACUUGAAAAUGAUUUCUGAUUUUUUGAGCUCUUGCUUAACAUGCAAUGUCUCCAUUUAAAUAAAGCGCUUAUCAAUUGUGUUGAUUCUUGCAUUAUUCCCUUAAGCUUAGUCCAUUCACUUUUCUUUUAUACACCCUAAAUCUUCUUUGUUAUCACUGCAGGUAAAGCAAAGUGGUGCAGCUUAUUUGUAAAAAUUUCAAGUUUAAUUGUGUACUGUUGAAUUAGCAAUAGUUAGUCCUAGUGGCCUGUGGGCUUGUGGAGGCACAAGAAGGAAGGAAUCUUAUCAGGGCACCACUACAAUAAUUUUAUAGUGAGCCUCUAAGCGUAUGUAUGUUUAUCUGUGAUUACUCUGAAAGUUGAAAAGUGGUUUGCCAUUGUGUGUGAAAUAAACCUCUGAACAGGUUUUGUACCAACAAGUGGCAUAAACAACCUUAAGAUAGGUUUGUGUCUGUAAAGUGGAAAAUUUAGUGGUUAUCCUUCAAUUUUAUGAUACAUUGCUCGAUAACAACUUGCAUGUACCAUAGAAAUUAGCAUUGAGAUACUCGGAA